Messenger RNA from Lingula anatina, 8995 nucleotides. RefSeq lists its product as uncharacterized. Lineage: Eukaryota; Metazoa; Brachiopoda; Lingulata; Lingulida; Lingulidae. The record is from RefSeq and is a predicted model, not a curated record.
CAUUCGACAUGGCGGCCACUAGAAGGAAGAUGGCAAAUUUUUUACAAAUAUUUGUUUCGACUGUCUUUAAUAAUAUUUAAUCGCAAUCGGAUGUCUUGCAGUUUUGAUGCCAAAUGGGGAAGCCCAUUUACCGUCAUUUUGCAAGGUGGAACAAGCAGUCUACCAGUAGUGGUCAGACACAGCACACCAUAGCAGAUCCAACAAGGCAAACCAUGUUCACGUGCACAAGAUGUUGUAAGACAUUUGCCCAGUCCCACUUACUGUUGCAGCACCUGUGCCACCAUCCUAGUGAGCAUCCGUACAAAUGUGCAAUUUGUCUUCGGAGAUUCUUCUGCUAUAAACAUCUGCACAUUCACGAAGAGGUGCAUGCAUCACAAAGGUGUCAUAGUUGUAAACAUUGCAAUGAAGUCUUCAGUUGGAGAGCCUAUAGGAAUCUACAUUUAGUCAGACAACAUCACUUGGUGCCACGAUUUAAAAAGAAAAUUUGUCGACGGAAACGGAGAUGGAGAUCUAAGCUUCCUAAUUCAGAAGACAGUUCAGAGACCUUCAGGGUUGUGAGCCUUGACAAUGGUUCGAAUAGAAUUAAAAUCAGGUUCAAGCUUCCAUUACCAGAGCAAAAAGAGGAAGAAGAAGUUGUACAAAGUGAACAAAGACCUGCCAUACCUAAGUUAAAAAUUGUGCAAAAUCAGAUAGUACGGACAGAUGUUGAAAGCUGUCAGGGAAAUGUUGAGAAUACUGAGAAGCUUAAAAAACCUAAAAGAAAUUACAGGAGUAGAAAGGCUGAAAGUGUGGUUCAUUCUCAUGAGGAAACACCAAACAGACGUAGCUCACUACGAAAACAGGAAAAAGACUCUGGUCAGGAUGAUGAAGUGACAGCGCGGGUUACCAGGUCACAAGUCAAGUCCUUAGAGACCAUAAAAAGUAAUGAGCUUCCAGUUACUGAUCAAAAAUUAAAUAAUUCAUCAAUACUGGAUAAAGGUAGUGAUGGCACUGAUGAACAAAGCUCAGCAUUUCCCAACAAAACAGGCAGCAUCAUACUGAAACUGAAACUAAGUCAUGGGAAAGUGAGAUUUGCAGAACCUGUCAGUGAAACUGUGUCAAAUGAACUCUCACCAGAGGUUGCUGAUGACAAAAAAACUGAAAAAGAGAAUGAUAUUGUCCCACCUGUGACAACCCCUGCAGUCCACGAUCCCUAUGAAUUUGAUUCUCCAUCUGAUGAUGAACCUCUUGUGACACUAUGUAGACCUGGUGGUGUGUCGAAUAGGUCUGAAAAAUUGGAGCAUCUCAAAGAGCCCAGAUUGAAUGGCACUGUGCCAUCCCCGGGGACUCCUAUGAGUGCCAUCAGGGUGCAUAAGUCACCUAGAAGUUUAUACGAGUCAUGGCAGAAACAAAAGCAACAGCAACCAUCUAAGUUGUCUUUGGGAGCUGCUUCUCAGAUAAACUCUUUUUAUAGAUCUGGAUUUGGAACUCCUCUAAGUUCUCUCCCUCAUGGCCGUGGGCGUGGUAGGGGGAGAGGGCGAGGGAGGGGCAGAGGGCGAGGGAGGGGCAGGGGUAGAAGUGCCCAGAGGACAGAAAGCCCAGCAAGGUAUCCACUGAGAAACCAAAAUCCGACAACUGACCCCACCCAUCAAAUAAACUCGGAGCCCAUUCUAGUACAAGAAAGUGAACUGCCUGGCAUACAGCUGAGUCAAAGUGCCUCUGAGUCCAAAGAAACUCAAGCACAGUCUUUAAGUCAUGUGACUCCUCCAAUGAAUGGAGAUAACCCAGAUGUUGCUAAUGGUGAUGCCCAGUCAAAUGCCAAUUCAUGGCAGGUCGAGUCCAAAUUAGGAGGAAGCAUAAAACUGAGGAUAAAACGUACUGAGUGUUUAAACAAGUCUUUGAAGGAAAGUAGUCCUCCUUCUGUGGAAGAGAAGAGCAGUGUUGUUUCUGACUCUUUGCCUGAAAAGAAACUGCCAAUGUUGCCCUUGAAAAUUAGAAUUUCCAGAAGUGGGAAUGGUAAUUACACAACUGGAACUACAGAUUCAGAAUCUCCAAAGGGUGAGUCAUUUCCCAAAGAGCAGCUUAGUCAAGGAGCUGUCAGUGAUGGCUCUAAACCGUCAGUUGAAAAUGAAAUACAAAAUGGUGACAAUCAUAAAGUGUUGGACAUGGCAGGUGAGGAUGUCUCAAAAGUAGAUGCAGAGAAGCCAAUAGAAUAUAAUCAUACAACAGAGUUGUCUACAGCAGAGAUAGCAAACAAUGCAGAGAACAGCAUAGAGGAAGGUGUAGAUGAUCAGUUGAAGAACGCAACUUCUCAGCCAAGUCGAGAAGAUGUAGAGUUCUACAAGAACAGCAGUAAGUGGAAACCUAUUCCAGAGGUGUCUGCUGAAGAGAAAGCUGCUAUGGAGUCAGCAGAUAAGGACAAACCACUUGAUAUGAGUAUCCCGGUUGCAGAUAAAGAAAAAUCCCCGAGUGUGGUGGAAAGUGUCAACACCAAACCAGCUGAGCUAUCAGUGUCACACAAGAUACUGUCCCCUGAGGGUUGGGGGCGACUCUGGGAGCCAGUUGCAAAAAGUCCCUCUCCAGAGCCAGAGCCUGUGCCCACUCUUGAUGAGAAGACGGGCCUGCUGUUAACCAAAGGUAACCCCUGUGAAAUGCAACAAGAUGCAGAGCCAAAUAAGAUCCCUUGUAGCAAUGAGAAUCUCCUUGAAGAAAAGGUUUCCCCUGAAGUGAGACACAUGGAUGAUUAUACCAGACUCAAGUCAGCAUCAUCGCCUAUAGACAAAGCUAAACACAUGGCAAAUGGAGUAGGUGCUGCAAGUCCAAUAGAGAAGCAGGUGCCAUGGCAACCUAUGCUUCCUCUAAAUGAGGCCGGUUUGAUGCAGUUUCAUCCCUUCAUGCAUGUCACAAAUGCAUCACAACAGCUACAGCAGAAGCAAGAGAAAACAAUAAAUGCUUUGUCUGGGAGCAAGAUACCCUGGCUUGGACACCCAGGAAUCCCACCUCAGGAACUUCUUAGCCAGCUCCCUUUGCAAGGAAUGAAUCCUUUCCAGGCACAGUAUCUGGUGGCUCUACAUGCACAGUACCUUCUUGGUCAUGGAAAUUUGCCUUUCCUCCCCAUGCAAACUCCACAGCAAACCGCCCUACACUCAGACAUUAUUGGUGCUCACAAAGCCUCAGGAGGUUUAAUGAUACCUGAAGCUCACCCUCCAAUGAAUACGAAUCUCAUUAAUGGCAAUAUCCCACAGUCUGAUAGACCAGCAACUAACAGCAGUCAAAAGUCAAAACCUUCAGGAAAAUUGGGCUUGAAAAAAUCAGAAGAAAAAGUGGCCGAAGAAGCUGCAUUUUCUGAUCUGAGUGAGGAUGAAUUCCCAGAAAUCAACUUGACAUUUACCAACAAAAAUGACAGUAGUGACAGCAGUGAUGAUGAGGUGCUGAAAGUGUCUGUUGUCCAACCUAAGAAACCUGAAAUAAAGAGAAACCGGGGAAUGGAUAAGAUGAAUGGAACAAGGAGUAGUUUGGACUCCAUAGAUGAUAAGAGUAUGGAGAGUUCUGCAAGCUUCAGUUCCAGAACACCGCACAACCUGUCUUCACCUCAGUAUGAAUUUAAUAUGCAGAGAUCCAGCAUGGUGAAGAAUACUGUUGAAACGAACGGACCAUUUUCUCCUGAUAACUCACUUCAAGAUGUCCUGCCUCAGGGUAGAGCGGCAAAAACAAAAGCGAGACAGCAAAUGAAGCGAAUGAAAGUUUUAAGGAAUAGGACCAAGUCGGACAGCAAAUCAGAUAUAGACAUCACAGAGAACAAAGAUGUACCUUUGGCUGAAAAAUCAGGUGUUCAGUUUAGCACUGAAGAGCAAUAUUCAGAUAUGUCUGCAGUGACAGAAAUAUCAGCUUCUCCAGUAAGAGCUGUGUCCAACUCUGUGUCAGACUCUCUUCCACCUUUCACUAAGUCUGAAAUGCUCACCAGUCCCAACCUAACCAGCCCAAAUUCAAACAAAUCACAUGAUGCAUUUAACCCAUUUGAAAAUGAAUUUAUGAGGUUCUUGCAACAGAAAACCUCAGUUGAGAAAGAUGAACCCUCUGCGUUGGAAUCUGAUUUGAUUGACAAAAGCUCAAAUGUGGAAGAUGAAUUAUCAGAAAGUGAAACGGGGUCUAAUAAAUCAAAGAAGAAACCAGUACGUGCGAAAAAGACGAUUCAACAAAAGUCUCGUAGUCGUAAGCCUUCUGGUGUGAUAGAAGAGCCCUUGGAUGAACUUCCUUCUAAACGCAUAACCAGGGCAAGACUGAUGUCUGGUGAGUCUAUUUAUUGUGAGGACAGUGAGCCAGAAGAGGAAAACAUACCCAUAGAAACUAAAAAAGCUACAAAACAGAAAAAAUCGGUUCCCACAGAAAUGGAAAAAGUCACAAAACAUAAAUCUUUAUUUCCAGAAGUUGAAAAAGUUACUAAAAACAAAACUUCAUUACCCACAGAAGUGGAUAAAGUCACAAAAUGCAAAUCGCCCUUCUCUUCAGAAGUUGAAAAAGUUACUAAAAAUAGAAAAGCUGCAACAAAGGACAUCGAUCAAACAAGUGAAGGUGAAAAAGUUGCACAAAAUGAAAAUGUAUCAUCUAAGGACUUGAAUACAUCAAACGGAAAUGAGAAGGCUACUGAACUUAAAGCUGCAUCACCAAGGGACUUGGUUCAAAGAAAUGAAAAUGAAAAAUUUACAAAAGCUAAAAGUGCAUUACCCAAAGUCAUGGAUAAAACUAAAGUUAAAAGUAAGGAUGCAAAAAGUAAAAAUUCAUCCAAGGACUUGGAUGGGACAACUGAAAGCAAUAUUUCCAUGCCUGUUGAAAAGGAGAAAAUUUUAAAGAAUAAGACUCCUAAGAACACCAGUACAAUUCCAGAUGAUAUCUUUGACUUCUUAAAUGAAAGCCCCAAACAAGAGGAAGAAGUUAACAAGGAAACAACUGAGCCUCUGGCAACAGAACCUGUAAAGAAAGGAAAGACAAAAAUGACAGAAAGAAGAAAAAUUGAGAAACAAAAAUCAAAAUUGACAGAUGUGUUUGUGUUUGAUGAAAACGAUGAUGAAAAAGACACUACUAAAUUGUCAGAUACUCUUACUAUGUUUAAAGAUGAUGAGGUUCUUACCUCUACACCCAAAUCUGGACAAGAAAGUGUAUCUGUAGGCCUACCACAAAAAUCUAACCUGAAAACUAGACCGAGCCCUCGCUUAGCAGAUAAAACCAACAGUGAGAAGAACAGAGAAAAAUCCAGAAAGCGGGUUUCACGUGAUGUUGCCUUACUUUGUGAAAACACUGGAGAUGUUGACCUAGGAAGUAAAAGACUAAGAACACGCAAAUCUUCCACUCAGGGAGAAGAAUUGAAUAAAUCAUUCUCUGAAAAAGACUAUUUUGUUCCAGUGAAACCAGGGUCACGGAAAACAAAGGCAUCAAAAAGUCCUCGCAAUGGAAUGAUUAGUGCAGAAAAAAUGGUUAGUAAUUCUCUAGCCUGUGAAGUCUUUUCAGUUACUGAAUCUUCUAUUGAUAUUCCAUUUAGUCCAGUUAUAGGAAAGGAAAAUACUACAAAAUCUGAGCAAGAACCAGAAAAGAAAACCAGCAAAAUUUCAUCAUCAGAGGAAUCUGCAAUGGAAAAAGAGAUCACAAAUCUUUUAGAUGAACCACAGAAAGAUAUUGAUGACUUUGAUGAUAUAUUCGCCAAAGUGUUAGGAACAAACAGUGAAACAAUAACUAGUCAAUCACCGGAGAGAAUACCUACAAAGCCUUCAGGACCAAAAAGAAAAGCACAGCAACGAAGUGAUAAUGAAAUAGCGUCACCAAAACAAAGUAGAACUUCAGUGAAACAGGCAGGUAAGCAGAGAAGAACAUCCACAUCACCGAGGCAACGAAGACCUUUUUCCUCUCCUAAACAAACCUUGUCACCUGCAGCAUCUAAAAACUUUUCAGAUAGUGUCUUUGACUUUGAACUUGAAGAUAGUGGGGCCAUGUCGUCUGGGCUGGACAUAGAUGCCCUCAUUGAUAAAGUAUUUGAUGAAAAAAAGGAAAAGAAGAACACAUCAUCUAUUAUGCCAACAACGUCUAUAACCCCAGCUACCAAAAAGGACAUAAUGGCAGAUUUAGACAAAGAAUCACAAAUGGAAGAAGGCAAAGUUAUUUCUAAGUCCAAUUCAAAAUCAAAAGCGAGGGCUAUUUCCAAGACAACAAAGCGUAAUUUUGCUAAUAGAGCACCAACCAAAAGCAUGGCUGCCAAGCCUACUGCAGCACAGGAGAAAUCUAAUGAAGAGUCUGUGAAACUUAAGCGAUUUCCUAAAAAGAAGCCAGUAGCUAUUUAUAGUGACUCGGACAGUGAUUAUGAUGAAGUGUUCACAUCCAAGGACAAGGUCCUUGAAAAAAGAAAGGAAGACCAUUUGGUUGACCACUGUCAACAACUACUAACUUUCAGAUCAAACAUCUGCAAAUUCUUGCUAACAAUAUUCCCAGACAUUCAGUAUGUUGGAGACUUCAACCCAGAAAGUGAUGAUGUAGAGGACUUGAUGGAAGAUAUUGGAAAGUGUGUCACUGGCCAGAGCUUUGACAUUACAGCAGACCUUCAAAAGAUUCACUGUGGGCAUUUGACAAACAAACUUGCAGUUGGUUUAUGCAAAGCACCAGAAAAAUGCUGCAAUGUGUUGUGUGAUAAAGUGUGCAAUUUCUUGAGAGUGAUUCUCCCUGAUUUAGAUGUAUCAGGGGAAUUCAAGGAAUGUCGUUCAGAGUAUCUCAGACUGUGUAAAAUUAUGGACAAAGUGAUAGAUGAAAACAGCAGGCCACUUGUAUUACAACCAGCGCUUUUACCACAAAAAGAAAAUGACAAAACAAGUGAUCAGAAUGACAAGAAAGAUCAAGAAACAUUGAAUGAAAGUGUGCAAACAACUGAUACAGUUGCGAAUGACACAGUGCAAAAUGAACAUUGUGAAAGCUUAUUCAACUUCAACAAUAACAAUUCGUAUUUAUUAAACAAGGCAGAUUUACCUAUAGCACAUAAGAGCAAGACAACCCAAAGUGACAGUGAUUCCUCUUCUAGCAGUAGCAGUGAUUCCUCCAGUGACUCGUCAGAUAGUGACAGUGAUAGUGAUAGUAGCACUGCCAACAAAACCAAGAAAAAAACUAAGAAACGGAGCUCCAGCUCCAGCAGCAGUAGUGACAGUAGUGAUGAUGAUGAGGAUGAGAAAAAACAAAAGGCUGAAAAUCCUGCCCCAGCAGGUGAGAAACCAUCUGAUUCAGUGCUAGUCAAAAACCAGGAAAAGGACCAGGAAAAGCAUGACAUUUCAGGUGCUAGUGAAAUAAAUACAACCAACAAUAGUGAUGCUCCUUUAGAGAAAGACAAGAAAGAUAACGCCAGCUCCUCAAGUAGCUCUGAUGAUAGUAGCAGUAGUAGCAGCAGUAGCAGUGACAGUUCUGACAGUGAUAGUUCUGACAGUUCAGACGAUGAAUCUAAGAACAGUUCAAGCAGUGUUAGUAGUCCUGGAAGUCCAUACUUUUAGAUUGUUCCAGGAAAAUGGGUAUUUCAAAACUUGAGUAUCAAAAAAAAUCCCAUAAAUGAACUCGAGCUAAAGAUUUGGGACCCAGUGCAAUUACUCCUCACUGCUCUUGAAAUGACUAUAAGGUAUAAUACAGGAGUGACUUUGAAUAUGAGAACUUGUUUAACAACUUACAGGCAGCUAUAUCUCUGAACUCAACCAUUACCAUGAUAUCAGGUAGAAAAUAUUAUCAGCAGAGGUUAAAGACAUCAGGAGUACAUUGAAAUCCAUGACUUGUGUAUAACAUAGGCCCACACAAAUAUGAGGAUAGUCUCAAUGCUGCAUGGUUCUAAGGUGAUAACAUGGUUCUUGUCACUUCUAAAUGUGUGGGUAAAUUAUUGGGUAUCUGAGUCUGGAAAAUGUGAUGAUGAUUAUGUGUAUUAUUUAUUAAGUACAUAAUAUGUAAACCAUGUAAAUUAUUUUGUGAAAUUUUUAUAGUGUAUUAGCUGUGUAAAUAUGGUUUGUUGUGCAAACCGGUGUAUAUAAGUGUUCGAAAGUCUGAAAGUUUUAAAUAAUCCCAUUCAAGUUUAACGUUAUAUUUUCUCUGUAUAUUUGAGGCAAAUCUCACAUAAUUUAUUGAGUAAGUAAGAACAAAAGCUUACUGUACCCAUUUGCAUGUACAGAUAAUGAUAUUGCAGGCCCCAAUAUUUACCAUGCUAGUGUACAUCUGAUUUACUGCACAAAGUAAUGACACUGAUUUGAACUUUUGGGUUUUUCCUCCAAAUUCUGUUUCUGAUGUAUUGAAAAAUGAAAUAAAGCACAGUGUGGUCACACUUCAAUUUGUGACCUUUUGCAAAACUUUAAAACUUUACUAUGGGUGCUUGUUAGUUCUCCAGUUUAGAAAUUCAAACCUUUAUAAGAAAAUAAUCCUGUGGGGUCACAUGCUUAUCCGGAAAGAUGUUAUCUGCAGGAUUAUUCCAUUCGCCUAAAAAUAAGAGACUAAUAUUUCUGGGGAAAUUUUGGUAAGUGAUGCAGUUCCUGCCUUUUAUACAAAUACUCUGUAUUGUGCAACUAUGCUUGGUAAGAAUACAUCAUGCUUAUGGCUCCAAAUAGUUAAAUGAUUAUCAGUAUGGUGCACCUUAAUUUCUUAUUCAAAUAUAGUAUACUCCUCUUUGAGAGACAAAUGCUACUCAUUCAUUGUUGUAGAAUACCAUGGAGUGCAGCAUGUAACAGUACACUGGCUUAUUUCAGCCGUUAAAAUGGGAAAUUUAUUGAAUAUGUGUCAUUGACAGAUGUUGCAAUGUACAUUAUAGGUGCAUUCUCUGCAGUGAGGAUUUUUUUAGCAUGGAUGACAUGUUAAAAUUCUUGUACAGUACAUCAAAGUGUUAUAAUUCGUUGAACUGAUCCGAAUUAUUUAUUUUGUAAAUUGGCAACAGCCAAAGUCAUUGCCAAACAUAAAUGUUUGUACAGUUUGUGUAAUAGACUGUAAGGAUAUUAUUUUAAAUACAUUUUUAUGAAUCUUC